GUUAUGUUAUUCUUGAACUUCGAAAGUUUUGAACAUGUGGACUUGAACUUAAGUGAGAUUUUUUCAACUGCAACACUCUAUACUCCUCUUAAUCUUUAUGAAAAAGUCACAAAAUGGGGAAAACCAAGAAAGCCAAACGUUUUGCUCAGCAAAAAUUUGCCGUCAUGAAGAAAAUGAUCAGUACCAGUGACUCACGCAUAAAAGAAUCUGACCGAGGACCUCCUAAGAAAAAGAGAAGAGAAGAUCCAGAGGAAAUGAAAGUUCAUGAAGCGCCUCAAUAUUCCUCAGCACUGUUCUUCCAAUACAACACACAAUUAGGACCUCCGUAUCAUAUACUAUUGGAUACCAACUUUAUCAACUUCUCAAUAAAAAACAAACUUGACAUCAUUCAGAGCAUGAUGGACUGCCUUUAUGCUAAAUGUAUACCAUACAUUACAGACUGUGUUGUUGGCGAGCUGGAGAAAUUAGGACGAAAAUAUCUUGUCGCUUUGAAGAUAAUCAAUGAUCCACGGUUUGAAAGAAUAACUUGUCUGCACAAAGGGACCUAUGCUGAUGACUGCUUGGUUCAAAGAGUGACGCAGCAUAAGUGUUACAUUGUUGCAACCUGUGAUAAAGACUUGAAAAGGAAAAUCCGGAAAAUUCCUGGAGUUCCAAUUAUGUAUAUCUCACAGCAUAGGUAUGCCAUUGAAAGAAUGCCGGAUGCAUACUCUGCCUAGAUCAGUACAGGAUCAUUCAACGAAUCUUCUGAACUUAAAAAAAUAUUAAAAAGGAAUAGUUUGUAUCUAUUUAAUUUUGUACACUGUAAAUAUCAUGUUUUAUUUUAAUUAAACCAAGCAAUUACCUAAUUUUCA
This is a messenger RNA of Bemisia tabaci, 851 nucleotides long. RefSeq names its product FCF1 rRNA-processing protein Bka (gene Bka). NCBI's taxonomy places the organism in Eukaryota, Metazoa, Arthropoda, Insecta, Hemiptera, Aleyrodidae. Gene Ontology annotation, cellular component: small-subunit processome. The record is from RefSeq and is a predicted model, not a curated record.